AUGAUACUACAAACUAUGCUGCAUACGAUACACAGGACUGCGAAUACUGUUCAUCUACUACGACGUUCCGCAAACGCAUUUUCCACCAAAACUGCCGCCCUACCCAAACACAAGUUCAAACAUCGCGAUUCAUUUGAAGAUUUAUUCAUAUACAAAACCCUAUCAUCGUCUAAAUCACAAGAGAAUGAACUUAUCAAAUGCACAAUAUUCGACAACAAGGGCCAAAUGACACAUCAUGGGAAAGACGUACUCAAAUCCGAAUUCAUGAAGCAAUAUAACUUGGUACCUCGAGAUUUCCGGAAAUUGUCAAAGCAUACAUCGGCAUCAACAGGAGCAGCAUCCGCUAGCAGUAUGCCGCCAUCUUCCACCAUGCACAAUAUCGAACUCGUUCCCAGCUUAGUGAUCCGAAAGAACUGCAUCAUGUUGAACUUGCUCAAUGUGCGAGCGCUUGUCCAAAAGGACCAAGUCACGAUAUUUGACUCUUACUCGUCGGCAUAUUCAACCAAGAAUGAAAGUCAUUCACAACUGCAGCUUUUCAAGCUUUUGGAAAAUGCACUCAAGGACACAAACUCAACUCCACACCACAACCUACAACAAAAACAUCAACAGCAUCAACAACAUCAACAUGAGCAACUACAAGAGACGGAAUACUACGAAUUUCGAGCCUUGGAAGCAAUUUUAAUCCACGUGAUAUCCAACCUUACAACCGAAAUGAAGGUCCACAAAACCAUCCUCACCAACGUCCUUUCGGGCCUCGACCAAAGUAUAGAACGGUACAAACUUCGAUACUUGCUCAUCCAAUCAAAAAAACUCGCCCAAUUUCAACAAAAGGCAACACUAAUCCGCGACUUGCUUGAAGAUCUUCUUGAGUGCGAUGAUGAAUUGAACGAUAUGUACCUAACUGACCCCAGGACUGGUACAAAUCACGCCCAGAUUGAAAUGUUGCUUGAGUCGUACUACAAGACCUCGGACGAGAUUGUGCAAACGGUUGACAAUUUGCGAUCGCAGAUUAGAACCACGGAGGAGAUUAUUAACAUUGUGUUGGAUUCGAAUCGGAAUGAGUUGAUGUUGUUGGGGUUGAAGUUCUCCACGGGGCUUUUGUCGAUGGGGGUUGCUUUGUAUCUUGCUGCUUUGUACGGAAUGAAUUUGGAGAAUUUUAUAGAAGAGUCAGAUGGUGGGUUUGAGUUUGUUGUUGUUGCCUCGAGUAUUGCUCUUGCGGUGUUGUUGUAUGUAUGUGUCAAGAAGAUUAAGAAAGUGGAAAAGGUUACAAUGAUGAAUUUUAAAGGUCAGAGGAGAUAG
Molecule: messenger RNA, 1299 nt
Organism: Lodderomyces theae
Lineage: Eukaryota; Fungi; Ascomycota; Pichiomycetes; Serinales; Debaryomycetaceae
Exons: 1
Coding region: 1-1299 (432 amino acids)
Biological process (GO): mitochondrial magnesium ion transmembrane transport
Cellular component (GO): mitochondrial inner membrane
Molecular function (GO): magnesium ion transmembrane transporter activity
Source: RefSeq, a predicted model, not a curated record